Molecule: messenger RNA, 5921 nt
Organism: Protopterus annectens (West African lungfish)
Lineage: Eukaryota; Metazoa; Chordata; Ceratodontiformes; Protopteridae
Gene: TAOK2
Product: TAO kinase 2
Biological process (GO): protein phosphorylation
Molecular function (GO): protein kinase activity; ATP binding
Source: RefSeq, a predicted model, not a curated record
AGUUAAGGUAUAUAAACUGCAUUAAACACUGAAUCACGUGACGGUUUUCUACAUGAAGCAUUUGCGAGAAAGCCAUACCAGAAAGUGGACAAAAUAGAGCACUAAGUUUUGACCUUCUUAAAAUGGCAACUGCUUAUCUUUUUGUCACCGAGUUUUGACCUUCAUUCUUCACAAACGGAACAAAAAUGGGGAGGGGACCGCAAAAAAAUUGUUGUUGCCGGAUUUUCUGGUUUCCUGUUUCCGCUUGACUGUUGUCCGACUGCCAUAUUGAAUAGGAACAAAAAGGAGAAAAAUACAGAAAAGAAAUGUGAGAAAUAAGAAUAAAAAAAACACCACUAUGUCACGGUCAGUCUGGCAGCUAAACCACUCACUAGAAAGCGAAAGACAGUGAAAGACAAACGUGGUGAAAAAUAUAGGAUAUUCGCGUGCACAAAUCAAGGCAACAGUGCGCACGCGCCCAGUGACUAGUGGGCGCGCAUUCAGCUGGGAGACUGAACAGUUGGGUCUGUGAGAACCAGCAGUUGUGAUGUAUGCUCGCGCUCACGGGUGGAGGGUAACGGGAUCGAGCACUUCAGCUAUAGGGAGUUACUGGUAAAGCGAAAGAGGUUGGGAAUCCGAGAACGAGCUGUGCAGGAGAGAAGGGAAAGGGGGGCCUUUAACGGUCUACUUGCUUCUUUUGUGCAGAUGUUGACGUUUUAUACAUCUGUGUUUUACUGUUUGCACUUUUUUUUUGUAAAUCACAAUGAUUCGUUUAUGGUUUCAGCAAGGACUGGUUUAUAUUAAACUGCUUGGAAGUCUCCGGACGUAAAGAACAGGAGGAAGGCGGGGGAAGAGAGCAAUAGAAGGAGCUCAGAGAAAGCGGAACUGAAAAUAUUUUUUUCCCAACUAGAAAGGGAAGACCAGUAGAAGACGCAUGAAUACAUUUGUGUGCUGAUGUCUGGGGAUCGGCCUUCACUGUGAGGGCCAGAGAUGUACGAAACAACGAAGUGGUUGCUAUCAAGAAGAUGUCUUACAGUGGCAAACAGUCAAAUGAGAAAUGGCAGGAUAUCAUCAAAGAGGUGAAGUUUCUGCAGAAGCUUCGGCAUGCCAACACUAUCGAGUAUAAGGGCUGCUACUUGAGGGAACAUACUGCAUGGCUUGUUAUGGAGUAUUGUCUUGGGUCAGCUUCCGAUCUUCUAGAAGUCCACAAGAAACCCCUUCAGGAAGUAGAAAUUGCUGCUAUUAUCCAUGGUGCACUACAGGGGCUGGCUUACCUACAUUCCCGUAAUAUGAUUCACAGGGAUGUAAAAGCUGGGAAUAUCCUACUCACAGAACCUGGAUUGGUAAAACUAGGAGAUUUUGGUUCUGCAUCCAUUGUUGCUCCUGCCAAUUCCUUCGUGGGGACACCAUAUUGGAUGGCCCCUGAAGUGAUUCUUGCAAUGGACGAAGGCCAGUAUGAUGGGAAGGUGGAUGUUUGGUCGCUCGGCAUCACCUGCAUUGAACUUGCUGAGAGGAAGCCUCCUCUCUUUAACAUGAAUGCAAUGAGUGCCUUAUACCACAUCGCUCAGAAUGAAUCUCCAGUGCUGCAGUCCAACCAUUGGUCUGAAUAUUUCCGAAACUUUGUUGACUCAUGUCUUCAGAAAAUUCCUCAAGACAGGCCAACAUCAGAAGUGCUGCUGAAGCAUCGUUUCCUACUGAGAGAGCGUCCCCAGACUGUGAUCAUGGACCUCAUCCAACGUACAAAGGAUGCUGUACGGGAGCUUGAUAAUCUACAGUACCGCAAAAUGAAGAAGAUUUUGUUUCAGGAGUCGCACAAUGGUCCCAAUGCUGAGACUGCUGAGGAGGAAGAGGAAGUUGAGCCGUAUGGUUGCCCCUCUGGCACAGUCAACAGCAUGGAGAGCAGCCACUCUGUUCCAAGCAUGUCAAUCAGUGCAAGUAGCCAAAGCAGUAGUGUCAACAGCCUAGCAGAUGCUUCUGAUGACAGUGGAGAAAUGGCCAUGAUGCAGGAGGGUGAACACACAGUCACAUCCAACAGUUCUGUUAUCCACAGACUCCCAGGUCAUGACAAUAUUUACGAUGACCCCUACCAGCCUGAGGUGGAAUCCCAGCAGGCCUCUGCAGCUCGACGGAGGGCAUACUACCGCAAUCGAGACCAUUUUGCCACAAUUAGAACUGCCUCUUUGGUUACUCGUCAGAUCCAAGAACAUGAAGAGGACUCAGCUUUGCGUGAGCAGAUGACUGGCUACAAGAGAAUGCGACGGCAACAUCAGAAGCAGUUGAUGGCACUUGAAAACAAGCUGAAGGCUGAACUAGAUGAGCACCAGCUUCGACUGGAUAAGGAAUUAGAGACACAGCGCAACAACUUCAGUGCUGAGGCUGAGAAGCUGUCCAAGAAACACCUGGCCAUUCUCGAAAAAGAGGUGGGGAAGGAACAGGAGAUGACUAUGAAGGCAGCCUCAGCAGAGGAAAAGAAAUUUCAGCAGCAUAUCCUUGCUCAGCAAAAGAAGGAGUUGACAAGCCUGUUGGAGUCUCAGAAACGACAGUACAAGCUGAGAAAAGAACAGUUGAAAGAGGAGCUACAUGAGAAUCAGAGUACACCCAAAAGAGAAAAGCAGGAGUGGUUACUGCGACAGAAGGAGAACUUACAACAUUACCAAGCAGAGGAGGAGGCUAAUCUGCUGCGUCGUCAGCGCCAGUACUUUGAGCUGCAGUGCCGUCAGUAUAAGAGGAAGAUGUUGCUUGCAAGGCAUAACCUACAGCAAGAUCUUCUCCGAGAGGAGCUAAACAAGAAGCAGACCCAGAAGGACUUGGAUUGUGCUAUGUUGUUACGACAGCAUGAAUCUACUCAAGAGCUAGAGUUCAGACACUUGAAUAUUAUCCAGCGCACCCGAGCUGAACUCAUCAGACUCCAGCACCAGACUGAACUCACGAAUCAGCUGGAGUACAACAAGAGGAGGGAACAGGAGCUGCGUCAGAAGCAUGCAAUGGAGGUCCGACAGCAGCCCAAGAGCCUGAAAUCAAAAGAAAUGCAAAUUAAGAAGCAAUUUCAGGACACAUGCAAGAUCCAGACACGGCAGUACAAGGCACUGCGUAACCAUCUGCUGGAGACCACCCCCAAGAGCGAACACAAGGCCAUCCUGAAACGGCUCAAGGAUGAACAGACCCGUAAACUGGCCAUUUUGGCUGAGCAGUAUGACCACAGUAUCAGCGAAAUGCUCUCCACUCAAGCACUACGUCUGGAUGAAACCCAAGAGGCAGAGUACCAGGUGCUCAGAAUGCAGCUGCAGCAGGAGCUGGAAUUGUUGAAUGCCUACCAGAGCAAAAUCAAAAUGCAUACAGAGUCGCAACAUGAUCGGGAGACAAAGGAGCUAGAGCAGAGGGUCUCUAUACGACGAGCACUGCUUGAGCAACGAAUUGAAGAAGAGAUGUUAGCAUUGCAGAAUGAACGAUCUGAACGGAUACGAAGCCUUCUGGAACGUCAAGCUCAUGAAAUUGAGGCCUUUGAUUCAGAGAGCAUGAGACUGGGUUUCAGUAACAUGGCCCUCACAGGAAUUCCUGCUGAGGCCUUUAGCCAGGGCUACACUGCACCACCACAACCAUGGCCUUCUCGUCCUGUGCCCCGCAGUGGCUCUCACUGGAGUCAUGGUGUUCAGAACAGUGGACCUCCUCAUGCCUGGCGUCAGCCACCCGUCCUAACAGCUCCAUCUGCUUGGGGCCAUCCUCCUUCUGCCUCUGGAUCUCGAGGAAGUAUGAUGAUGCUCCGGAAUAGCCCUCAGCCCCUGCGCCGCACUGCAUCUGGGGGCCAGUCAGACCAGGCAAUGAGCCGAAGCACAAGCGUAACCUCACAAAUAUCAAAUGGAUCGCACUUGUCUUACUCAUGAACAUUUGAACUGAAAACAGAAUUUUCAUUUUCUACGUAAAAGUAUAUAUAUAGAUAUAUUUGUUUAUAUCUAUAUACAUUUAAGGUUCUGUGUCUUUAAGUAUACUGCCAUGUACUGUAGUGGCUGGGUAGAUAUGUCUUAAAGGGACAGUACUUUGUUAAGCUGGCCUGGGAAAAGCAGGCUUUUUUUAUUUUGUAUAUAUAUUUUUUGUCAACACUAUGAAAAGAUAUUCAUUUUGCUUGGGUAUGUCAGAUUUUUUGGUGGCAGUAUUCCGUUAAAUUUUAAGAUUUGUUAUUUUUUUAUUUGUGAUUAAGCAAGAUAAUUUUGUUGCCCUGGCCAGUGGGGAAUGUAGUGGUCUGCAGGCUGAUUGUCUGCUGUAAAAGAAGAUGGUCUCAAAGAGGCCUCUUACCCAGAAUAGUUUCCUUAUGAGGGCUAUGCUUUGUCUCCACUCAGCUGGCAGCAAGAGCAGUUUUAGAAAUAGCCCUUUUACAGGUGUGACAAAUGUCUGCCUGUCACACCAUCAAAUUACAUUAGAGCAACAAAGUAAGGAGGUGGUUCUUGUGUGCUGUGAUUUUAGGGUUUUCAUUUUUGUUCCUCCUCUUGUCCACAUUCAAUACAAGAAACUGAGCUUUAGUGGAAAGAAAUGUAAAUCUCAGGCUGUAGAAGUUUCUCCUUCAGAAAACUUCAUUCAUUGAAGACUUGAUGUAUAUUCCAGAGGGCAGGUGCAGUCUUGUUUAGAAUGCUUGUCAUUGCACACUAUUAAGAAUUUCCUGCAUGUGUGGGCCCCAGUGUGCACCUGACCUCACCAUGUAGGAAUGGCAGUAAACUGUUCCUUCGACAUAUUAGUGCCCUUUGUAGAUGGGAGUAUUACUCCCAGGGUAAUGCACAGGACUUAUAAACAAACUUUUCUGUAUAUGUUUUAUUAAAUUAUUAUUACAUUUCAGUUUAUUUUAUUUAUUUAGUGAGCAACGUCUUUGUCCCCCAUGUGGUCUAACGUUUUUAUCCCCUCUACUAGAAAUUCUCGUAGUAUAGAGUAACUUUUUGCCAAGUAUAAUUGCCGAAGUCUCUAAUGGUGCCAAGCAGAAGUCAUUGUAAGGCUUCUGUUUGUAUUUAGGCAUGAUUUUUACUUCUUCCUAAGCUUGUGAUUACCAGUCGGUUAUCACAGCACCAAACCGUACAAGCCACUGAACGUUAGGAGCUGACAGACAAACAUCUGUAGAGUUCCAGCAUUGCACCCUACAGUUCACAGUAUAUGCCACUUAACUAGGCUUACAUUCCUUGAGAAGGCAAGGAUACUUAUGAGUGAUAUAAUCUUUGAGGUAUGCAGACGAAGCCGUUUAAAAAAAAUUAUCCUAAAGUAACUCAAAUAGGAAUAUUUUUUGUUUUUAAUUCUUAGAUGGGGAUGUACUGCAGGAAGACCCAGACGUAUUGCUCAGGGUCACUCACUUAAUUACAUUAGUAUCUGAACCAGUAAUUUGUUGUGUACCAGUUUGGUUAUGUUCAGAGGCUUUCUUGUGGUUAUUGGGAAAUGGUACUGUCAGGAAAAAAUGUCUAUACAGAUUUGUGCUGCUUUUUUCAAGUAUGAAUGCUAGAUCCUCCAAAAAUCCAAAGCAAUCUACAAAGAAGAUGGCAGUGAGGUUCAGGAAAAAGCUGAAUCUGUCUAUAAGCCCUGUAUGUACAGCAUGGCCUGAGCAUGUGCAUCAUUGAGAAGUGAGCCAGUAGUAACCUGGGGAAUUGGGAAGGAUGGACAAGUAAACUAAUUAUUGUGCAUGCUAGCUCAACCAUGGUUUAAUAGUUUGCUUUCAAGAAACAACUGAGUGCACUUUGCAGUCAGAUCCUAGACAGGAUACCUACCAUGGGAAGUUGUGGUAGGGUUUUGAAUUUUAGACAUAUUUUUGAGUCAAGUUACUAAAUGUCAGCAUGUCCUUCCUGUGCUUUUGACAGUGAAUAAAUAGUUUCAUAUAAGUCAUCUAUAUUUAUAUUUGCACUUUUCAAGUUGCCAGAGCCCCCAAUUUAUGAAGUAUGUAAAGCAAAGUGGUAAAUAUACCAGUAAAACAGCCA